AUGUCGUCCGAAAAGCCCCCGGGCUCUCGAGGCUCAAGCCCGGCCCAGAGCGUUGACAUCGCCCCCGUCACCGCGUUCAAGCCCACCCGCGACUUUGUCCUAGCCUUCUGCUCCAUGCUCAUGGUCGUCCUCGCCGUUGCUUUCGAGGCCACCACCCUAGCCGUCGCCCUCCCCUUGAUGAGCAGCGACCUUGGCGGAACCGCUCUCCAAGCCUUUUGGUCUGGUACCGGCUUCUUGCUGGCGAGUGCCGUGUUUCAGCCUACCAUUGCUGGAUUGAGUGCCGUCUUUGGCCGAAGUAAUCUCAUCUACGUAACCUCCCUCCUCUUCGCAAUCGGCUCCCUCAUCGCCGCCCUGGCCAACAACUUCCCCGUCAUCGUCGCCGGCCGCGUAAUCCAAGGUGCCGGAGGCGGCGGCAUCAUCGCCCUCACCGAAGUCAUCGUCACCGACCUCGUCCCCCUCGCCGACCGAGGCCGCUGGUUCGCCAUCCUCUCCGCCGUAUGGUCCGUCGGCACCGUAGCAGGCCCUCUCAUCGGCGCCGGCUUCGCGCAGAAUGUCUCGUGGCGCUGGAUUUUCUGGAUCAACUUGCCCAUCAUCGCCAUCGGCGCCGCCAUGGUCUUCUUCUUCCUCAAGCAGGCCAAGUUACCCGGGCACAUGGUUGAGAAGCUGAAGAGGUUUGAUUGGACUGGUGCUGUUCUGUUUACUGUUGGCUCGGGGAGUUUCUUGUUUGGCAUCUCUUCGGGGGGUGUCAUGUAUGAGUGGGAUUCGUGGCAGGUAUUGCUGUCUAUUUUGAUGGGUGUGGCUGUUUUGGGAGGGUUUGCGCUUUGGGAGGCGAGGUUUGCGACUGGGCUCGGCGUGGAGCUGUUGGUUCCUGCUAAGCUGUUCGAUAAUUGGAGUAUUAUCUCCUCUUAUAUCCAGGCGGUGCUCCACGGAGCUAUCCUCUGGUCGCUUAUCUACUUCCUAAUCCUCUACUACCAAGCCAUCCUCUUUUACUCCCCCAUAACCUCUGCCGUCGCCACCCUCCCCGAAACCCUAACCGUCGCCCCCUCCGGCAUGGUCGUCGGCAUAGUCACCGCCAUCACAGGCCGCUACCGCUGGGCGCUCUGGUCCGGCUGGGUCAUCACCACCCUCGGCGCCGGCCUCCUCUACCUCCUCGACGCCCAGACCUCCGUCGCCCAGUGGAUCUUCCUCAACAUCCCCGUCGGCAUCGGCACCGGAAUGCUCUUCCCCGGCCUGGCCCUCUCCAUCCAAGCCUCCUGCGCCCCUCUCCUCAACGCCGAAGCUGCGGCCUUCUUCUCCUUCGCUCGCACCUUUGGCCAGAGCAUCGGUGUUGCUGUCAGCGGUGUGCUCUUCCAAAAUGUCUUCAAGACGAAGUUGGAGGACUUGCCCGCUUUUGCCGAUAAGGCCCUGGAGCUUUCCAGAGACGCAACCAUUGUCGUCGGUGUCAUUAAGGGCAUGGAUCCUUCGCAGAUGAAGGAUGAUCUUAUCGGCGCUUAUAACGAUUCGUUGAAGGUCGUGUGGAUUAUGCUUACGGCUUUGGCCGGCGUUAGUAUGUUGCUCGGCUUCACCGUCAAGUCCUUUUCGCUGCAGAGGGAGCAUGUUACGAAGCAGGGGCUGGUGACGAAUGAGAAGGUUAGCGACGUCGAGGCAGACGCUGGGAACGGGGCAAAGGCGUAG
Scedosporium apiospermum is the source of this 1674-nucleotide messenger RNA. Its product is annotated as Major facilitator superfamily transporter. Bases 1 to 1674 code for a protein of 557 amino acids. Lineage: Eukaryota; Fungi; Ascomycota; Sordariomycetes; Microascales; Microascaceae. The transcript has 3 exons. Gene Ontology annotation, biological process: transmembrane transport. The record is from RefSeq and is a predicted model, not a curated record. Gene Ontology annotation, molecular function: transmembrane transporter activity.